Candidozyma haemuli is the source of this 2505-nucleotide messenger RNA. RefSeq names its product histone demethylase. The coding region runs from base 1 to 2505 and encodes 834 amino acids. The record is from RefSeq and is a predicted model, not a curated record. Gene Ontology annotation, molecular function: histone demethylase activity. NCBI's taxonomy places the organism in Eukaryota, Fungi, Ascomycota, Pichiomycetes, Serinales, Metschnikowiaceae. The transcript has a single exon. Gene Ontology annotation, biological process: chromatin remodeling. Gene Ontology annotation, cellular component: nucleus.
AUGACCUUCGACAAGUCACUUCUACAGCCUUGUCCGGUUCUUAGACCUAACGAGGUUCAAUUUAAGAGCCCCAUUCAGUACUUGUCGAGCCCAGAAGUUCGUGCUUUGGGUGAAAAGUAUGGGUUGUUGAAAAUCGUGCCCCCUCAGGGCUGGAAACCACCUUUUGCCUUAUCGCCAGAGUUCAAGUUUCAUACAAGGAUACAGAAGUUGAGUGAUUUGGGUAUUACUACGAGAAGUAGGAAGUUUUUUACUGAUAAUAUGAAUCGCUUUUAUAAGAUGAUGAAACGGAGUGAGGUGAAACAGUGGUUCAGAGCUGGUGAUAAAAAGGUCUACUUUUACGAUUUGUAUUUGGCUGUGCUUAAUAAGUUUGGGGAGUCUCCCGAUUUUGCUAAUAUUUCUAAUGAGGAGCUUUCCAAGUUGAACUUGUUGUUUGGCGUUUCGGCCGAUUCAAGGUUAUUGGUUGAUGAAUGGAUGUACCACAUCAAGCCUUAUGCCGAAUACCUCUUUAACAAUAAGGAUAACUAUGAUUUCCCAGAAAGCGAUCCUGAAGAUGAAGGCGGUGCUUGUCUUAUCUGCCGCAAAAACCAUUCACCCACCCUGACCUUGUUGUGUGAUCACUGCAACAAUCCCUACCACAUGAGAUGUCUUCAGCCUCCUUUGGAGGAGAUUCCUCAGGGAGCGUGGUACUGUGAUAGAUGUCUUGUUGGCAAUGGUGCCUAUGGGUUUGAGGAAAGGCCAGACGUCAAGUAUAGUAUUUGGGACUUUGUGGAACAAUGCAAGGCGUUUGAAGACGACUUUCUUCGCAAAUACCAAACUGAUGGUAAACCAUUGCUGCUAGAUGACAUUGAACGCAUAUUUUGGAGCUUAGUGGAGACUGAAAACUCUGAUAUCAAGGUCAAGUAUGGCGCUGAUAUUCAUAAUCUUAAGCCUGGUGAAAUCAGUGGUUUCCCAACUCCCGAGUUACCUCAUUCCCCAUACGAUCCAACCGCAGAUGCAUCCAAAUAUAUCAACGACCCUUGGAACUUGACAAGGCUUCCUUUUGCUGAAGGAUCCCUACUCAACUAUAUCAACAGCAGCAUAUCGGGAAUGACCGUUCCCUGGAUAUAUGUUGGGUCGCUUCUUUCCACUUUCUGCUGGCACGUUGAGGACCACUAUACCCUUUCAGCCAACUACUGCCAUUUUGGAAAUGUGAAGAAGUGGUAUGGAUUUCCUAGCAGUCAUGCUGAUGCUUUCGAGCUGAUAAUGAAGAAGUCUGCCCCAGAUCUCUUCCAAAGACAACCUGACUUGUUGCACCAGCUCGUGACGUUGAUAUCACCGAGCCAACUCGCUGCUAAGGGCAUUCCAUGUGUGUAUGCUGACCAAGGUCCAAACGAGUUUGUUGUUACCUUCCCAAGAGUAUACCAUGCUGGUUUCAACAGUGGCUUCAACUUCAACGAAGCUGUAAACUUCACCAUGGAUUCGUGGAUCGAGUUGGGAGAAAAGUCGAUCCAGGAUUACAGAAAAAUUAAGAAAGAGAACGUAUUCGAUCAUUGCCAGUUAGUUGAGAACAUAUUGAACAAAUUCAUCAACAAUGACAAGGAUAUGACAAUAGACCGCAUCAAGUUGGUUGAACAGUCUAUCAGGUGUUACGAGAGAAUCUUAGUCAGAAACCUGCGCUUGGUACAUGAUCUCGAUAAGGAAAGAUUCCAGGAAGCAAAGUCUUCAAAGAAAAAGAACAGGAGCGGUAGUCCUCUUACACCAGGACCUGAAAAGAGCAGCAGAAGAAUUCCAGAUCUAGAUGAAGAAGAUGAUGUUCUUUGUGACGUUUGUCGAACAUACGUCUCCUAUCAGUACUGCAAUAUCAACAACCAAGCACAUCGUUUUGGCAAAUGGUAUGGAGGAAGAAAGAAGAAGGAAUCACAUAGCAUAGAUUUGAAGGAUCUCCUUACUCCUGAAGCUUCGCCAGCCAAACUCCAAGCUUUGAAUGACGACGAAAAGGCUAAUUUUGUUGCUGCUACUAUAUCAGCAGACAGAUUAGGAGAAUUGCAAGAUAAAGUGCCAUCCAACGAGGAGUUUGAGAAGCUCAUAAAACAAGCAAAGAGGAAAGCAGACGAGGAAGAUAAUAACACUGACAAGAACAAGAGGAGAAGGCAUUCGUCUAGAAUUCUGCAAAAGAGCCAGCUGCCAGAGAUUGUGAAGGAAGAAAGUGAAGUGCCUCAUGAAGCGAAAUCAGACAUGAGUCAAAUGAAGAAGGUUCAGCACAAUACUCUUUUCAAGCAGCUCAACAGGUACGACAAUGUCAAGUUAUGUCUCGAGUGCUGCGUGCAAGUUUGCGGUGAACAUGGUAAAAAGGCUCCUAGAGGAUCAUAUGUGAUUUUUGAAAAGUCUUUUGAUGAUAUGGAGAAGACAUUGGCAGCAGCCAAGCAGAGGUACUACGAGGUCAGGGUAGAACGGGAUAAUGUCACUCCCAAAGGAAGAGGAAUGGUCACGCCGACAGAUGCGGUGGUGAAGACGGAGGUAGCAUAG